GCACAUACGAAUUUCAACCAUCAGAUGGUUCUCUUCUUAUGCAUGAAAUAACCCGACAGACGGGUGAGCAGAUUUUGCAGACUAAUUGAAGGUAUAAGCUUCGGCAAUCGGUUUAUAAACGGUGGAUGGAUAUACGGAUCCGAUUUCAUUAAGGAAGAGGCAAUCUGGCUCAGGAUUAUUUGCAGAAAGACGUGGACUUUCCACUUGUUUACACUUGCUGGCUAAAUGCUACAUUGCAUUUUAUUAAUUUGCCUUUUCGUUACUGAGUUGAGGUGUCUGAUCUUCUGUAAUACUGCAAUAUUUGUUACUCGUGGAAAUCAAUUAAACGUAGAAGUAGCCUUCUCCGUUGCACUGAUAAUUUUCAUAGGUUUUGAUGCGACCUGUUUUCCGUUGUCCUGGAUCGCGGCGCUGUUUACACACAGUUGGUCUUCUCCAAGGCGCGCUCUCUACCGCUGAUAUAAAAGCGAGUGGUUAAUUCAGUAUAAACAUACAGAGUUACUGUAUAUCGGUGUCAAUAAAAACCAGAUGGAGUUGAACUUUUUCCUGGCGAUACUUGCCGCGGUUUUCCGCCACAGCGAAGGCUACGCUAUCCUGAACUCGGUCUCUUGGGCUGUCUCUAACGACGUUGAGGGAGAACUGGAGGCUAACUCAAACGAAGAGGCGGCUCCGGCUCUCCUCGUAGAUGCAGGUAGUAUUUGGAAACAGGCUUUUCCGGCCUCGGUCUACGAUAAUGAUGCGGAAAAACCUCCCGAGCCGCUGCUGCAGACCAAAGACCUUAAGGAAGCAUCGGCGGCGCCCAGAAUGUUCUCGUAUCGGAUGGAUGGGAUGAAGCGGGCUGCAGGUGCUCCGCCCCCGCCGGAGGAAACAGCGAAAGCGGCUCGAUACAUGGCUCAUUACAGCGACUGGGGAUUCCUCGCCACCAUCUCCACAUUGGACACGAUUAAAGGUGUACCGUUUGGGAAGGUCUUCCCCGUCAGUGACGGUCCUUCCGACAACAGCACAGGGGUGCCCUACUUCUAUGUCAGCGAGAUGGACAACACUGUGACUGACCUGAGAAGCAACCCUUUAGCCUCCCUGACCUUCGCCGAUGUGCAGGGGAUCUGCAGGGAGAAGGGCCGGGACGUGGCUGACCCUCGGUGCGCCCGGCUAACACUGACGGGACAGGUGAUGGACGUGGGGAAAGAGGAGCUGGAGUUCGCCAAACAAGCCCUGUUCUCAAGACACCCGGGGAUGCGGGCGUGGCCAGGGGAACACCGCUGGCUCUUCCUGAAGCUGAGGCUGGGGAGCGUGUGGCUGCAGGACUGGAUGGGCCGGGUCUCGCUGGUCCCCCUGCAGGAAUACCUCACAGCCACGCCCCACUGACACUGACCGCCCGUCUCCCGGCUGCAGGGGACCGCGUCUGCUGUGGAGCCCCUGCCCCUGAAACAGACCCCCUGCUGUCUCUGAGUCUCUG
This is a messenger RNA of Conger conger (European conger), 1453 nucleotides long. RefSeq names its product cellular repressor of E1A-stimulated genes 2 (gene creg2). The record is from RefSeq and is a predicted model, not a curated record. NCBI's taxonomy places the organism in Eukaryota, Metazoa, Chordata, Actinopteri, Anguilliformes, Congridae. Bases 526 to 1362 code for a protein of 278 amino acids. The transcript has 4 exons.